GGUGUAUAUAAGACAGCAUUUAUGGUUUGAACCAUUGUUUGUAUGCAUUGAAUGGGUGUUUGAGUGAAGACAUCAUUGACUGAACCACUCAUUGAUUUAAUCACUGAUUUAGUGAUUGAUUAUAAGACUGAUUGCGAUAAUCGUUGCUAUCGAUUGUGUCAACGAUGGCCACAAUAGGUCUGACACUCCAGAGGGAUGUCUUCCAACACAACGACGAAAGACUGAUGACAUUCAUAGGAGUGACGAAAGCGGCGAAGAAGAAGAAGAUCUACUUCUUGACGAUCGUAUUGAAUGACUUGAAACGCAAUGUCGUUAUCUAUUUGAUUAAAAAGACGGACCAAUACUUCCGCAAACACAAGAACUGGCCGUUGAGUGACCUCCGAGUGGUGGACGCGAAGUGCGGCCAAUCGGCGGCCGACUCUCCGGAGUUUGAGCUCCACUUCCAUAACAACAAACAGGUCUACAAAUGGAUGGCUAAUAGUCUUAACGACAAGUAUUCGUUCAUUCAAUGGUUGACGCGAUUGUCGUCACAGAACUCUUCGCCGCAAAGAAUCCAAUUCUUGAAUAUACCCAAAGAGUCGCUCAUUUCGGCCGAGAGUUUAGAAAUGAAACGAAUGGCCAUUAAUGGCAACAAUGAAGACAAUAGUCAGUCAAAUGACUACAUGAGUGAAGACGAGGAGUCAUAUCAGGUGCUGACGAGUCGCGAAGAGGCAGAUCUGGAGCGUCUGAUGUCUCAGUGCGAGUUCACUAUACAUAACGCCGAGGCCUUCACCGAACAGCUCACCAAAGAAGUCAAUUCCAUGGACUCGACUAACAUUCAGAAUAUUAUGGCUUCAGAGCAACGGGUUUUGGGUUUAAUGCAAAUCCUUCAGAACGCGAUCGACGAGACACUGAAACUGGAGACCAGAAUCGGUCACUACGAGAAUCUGCUGAAGAAUGUGAGGGAUGUUGUCCUUCAGGUCGAGCAGAAGGAGGCCGUCGUUCAGACACAGAACGACAAUAACACUAAACUAUUGCUCGAAUUGGAGUUUCUUAUUAAUCAAUUGGAUUUUCCUAAAAGAUCCGAAGAAUGCCUUCUGGAGGGAGACCUGACCACCAAAAACGGCAUCGCUUUGUGUAUAUCAGCGGCGAAUGACUUACAAAAAGCACUCAACGCUGAUAUACAUCCGUCGCUCUCAUACAUGACUGCAGUCCAGGAACAGAGAAAACUACUCAACAGGACUUGUAAUCGAUUUUCAUCCAGACUUUCGCACCAUUUGAAUAAUCUGUUCUCCCAUUUGACUAAUCAAUACAGCGAUCACUUCUUAUCGGUUAUAUCUCGUGAAGAGUUGACACUUCCAUCUCAUUCUGUGGUUCACAAUACAAUCAGACCUUACAGUCCUUUAGUAAAGUGGCUGAAGACUAAUGACACCGAAAUAUUUGCUCAUUUGGCCAAAAAUUAUAGGGAUUUCGUAAGCAAGCAAUACGAGAGAGAAUUGAGUCUAUUUUUCGAGAUAUCAAAAGAGCGUCUCUCUGGCGGUCGGUAUGUGUCGGGAAACAGUACUCCGCCUCAAAACCCGGACCACAGGAGACGAACGUUACCAUCGAGUGAAGGCUCUAACCGUCGAAAUUCUGGUUCGACGACCGGUUCGACGCCCGCCUCUAACGCCGAUCACUUCGAAACCUCUUCCACUCGGAGUUCAGAAAUCAGUUUAAGCGAAUGGGAAGAGUUUGACACUUGCAUUGAACGCAUGCUAUCGGCUGUCGAUCCCAUCUGUUUGUCUGAACAACAGUUUUGCAUUGAAUUCUUUGAUUUAGACAUAAGCGCUGGCGUUCCGGCGCCGACCAACACAUCCAUCUGUUCGAGUCCUUCGCCAUCGAAUCAAAGUCAAGGCAGUAGUGAAACAGACUCUAAACGAAACGAACAAAUCAGACCAAUGAUGACAGAGUUGUUCACUGCUCUCGAACCAGAAUUUAUCAGUUUUGCCACAUUUUAUGAUAAAUUAGACGGACUCUACUCUAUGUAUUUGUUGGUACGGCUCACGCAUCACGUGCUCUCAGCUCAAGACACGGCAUCCUUUCUCUCCAAAUCGUACGGAAAUAUAUUAAUUCAAGUGAAGAGAAAUUUUGACCGCUUUAUGCAAUCGCAACAAAACAGUAUCGAAGAGUCAAAGGCUCCGAAACGUCCCAAAUGUGGAGUUUUGCCAUUUAUUAAGAAGUUUGAAAUCUUUGCAAAACAAACGGAAAACAUAUUUAAGAAUGCGGUCCAAAGGAGAGCAGAUAUCGACCGCUGGUAUACAGUGUUAGUGCGGUCUAUGUUUGAUGCGAUCAAUCGGAUCAGUAAAGAGCACCACAAAACACCUCCAGAGAUGAUUCGACUCGAAAACUAUCAUUAUUUACAAAUUACUUUAUCGACGCUUAAGAUCUCGUGUUUAGAAAACGAACGCAAAGAAGCGAAGAAUCGAUACACAGAAGCGCUUAAGGAUUACGUGAAGCGAUAUUUUGGUCGACCCCUCGAAAAGUUGAAUAUAUUCUUCGAAGGCGUUCAGCAAAAGGUAUCGCAAGGCGUCAAAGAAGAAGAGAUUGGAUACCAAUUGGCUUUCAGUAAACAGGAGUUGAGAAAAAUCAUUAAAGAUUGCAAUUUGAAAGAAGUGAAGAAAGGCUUAGAAGAGAUGUAUAGGAAAGUGGAGAAACACACGUGUGAACCAGACACUAAUCUCAUACAGGUGAUUUGGCGCUCAAUGCAAGAAGAGUUCAUCACACAGUAUAAGACAAUCCAAGAGAUGAUUGAACGAUGUUAUCCGGACGCUAACAUCACCCUAUUGUUCACUAUAGACGAUGUGCUGAACGUGUUCUCAGAAAUAGCACAAACACAUUGAGAUUUCCGA
Medioppia subpectinata is the source of this 2867-nucleotide messenger RNA. The record is from the annotation of a GenBank genome assembly. Lineage: Eukaryota; Metazoa; Arthropoda; Arachnida; Sarcoptiformes; Oppiidae.